This is a messenger RNA of Rotaria socialis, 1233 nucleotides long. The record is from the annotation of a GenBank genome assembly. NCBI's taxonomy places the organism in Eukaryota, Metazoa, Rotifera, Eurotatoria, Philodinida, Philodinidae.
AUGGCAGAUAAAGCAAUGACAAAAAUUCUUAUAUUUGGUGGAAAUGGAUUUUUGGGUGGCGAAACAGUCGUGGAGCUUUUAGCGUUGAAUACAUUUGAUAUUACAGUUGUUAAUAGAGGAAAUUGGAAAAAUUAUGAUUCAAACAUUCGUAUUCGACCAUUUGUUAAAGCAUUCAACAUUGACAGAGAAUCAUCCACUGCUGUUGAACAACUUCAUUCAGCGAUUGGCAACGAACAUUUCGAUGCAGUUAUAGAUUUCAGUGCCUAUGAUACUGAUGUUGUUAAAGAUGCGUUAAAAGUUCUUGAAGAUAAAAUCAAACUUUACAUCUAUAUUAGUACAGAUUCUGUAUAUGAAGUAUGUCUACCAUCGAACAAUGAUCUUGCCAGUGAAACAGAUAGUAUUCGUCCAUUAGACAAUGAUGAAUAUGAACGAUUUCGAAGAAAAGAUUCAUAUGGUCAUAAAAAACUGAAAAUUGAAGAAGUUUUAUUUCGUCGACAAUCGAAAUCGAACAAUAAUUGGUCAUAUGUAAUUCUUCGUCUUCCUGAUGUACUCGGUCCACGUGAUUCAACAGAUCGUUGGUGGUUUUAUCAAAUGUGGAUACAAUUCUAUUCCUCUAUACAAAAACCACUUGAAACUUCAACACAACUUCGUUCAUCCUAUGUUUAUGUGAAUGAUGUUGCGCGCUACAUAACUUAUAUACUUUCAAAAACAUUUCUUGAUUCAUCAACAAUCUUUCAUAAUCAGAUCUUCAACAUAGGUUGCACAGAAAUCAUAUCAAUCCAAGAUCUGCUCACUUUAAUAAUUGAUGAAUUAAAUUUAAAUUCUCUACAUAUACCAAUACAAUAUAAUCCUAAUACGGAAGUCGAUUUUUUUCCAAGUGUAACACGUGGUGGAAUAAAUAUAUCGAAAGCAUUAUCAAAUGAAUUCAAUUGGAAGCCAACACCAAUAAAACAAGUAGUUCGCGAAACCAUUCAAUGGUAUAAUGAUGCAUAUGGACUUUAUCCAAACGAUCGUUCUGAUAUAGUCAAACGUAUUCGACGAACUCUAUUGAAGAAUAACGAAAGUGCGUAUGGAAAAUUUCUGUAUGAAGUUAAUCAAUAUGCAACACAAAGUACAAUUAAACGUAAACGAGUGGAAGAAGAAAAAAAGAUUGUUGCUGUUGAUUCAUUAACGGUCAAUUCUGAUCAUGGGGAUUAUCGACAAGAAAAACUCUUUAAACAUAGUGACAUGUAA